AUGCCGGAAGAAACAGAAAAAACUACAUUAGAAGAACAAAUUUCUAAUACUCAACUGAUUAUAGAAGACCCAGUAGCAAUAAAUCAAAUGACACCUAACUUAUUAGUUUCUCAAUCAUGUCAUGAAUCAAACAUAUCAA
Molecule: messenger RNA, 139 nt
Organism: Dentiscutata erythropus
Lineage: Eukaryota; Fungi; Glomeromycota; Glomeromycetes; Diversisporales; Gigasporaceae
Source: the annotation of a GenBank genome assembly